Molecule: messenger RNA, 1461 nt
Organism: Amblyraja radiata (thorny skate)
Lineage: Eukaryota; Metazoa; Chordata; Chondrichthyes; Rajiformes; Rajidae
Product: zinc finger protein 135-like
Exons: 3
Biological process (GO): regulation of transcription by RNA polymerase II
Molecular function (GO): RNA polymerase II cis-regulatory region sequence-specific DNA binding; DNA-binding transcription factor activity, RNA polymerase II-specific
Source: RefSeq, a predicted model, not a curated record
CGGCGGGUGCACACGGGAGAACGGCCCUUCGACUGCUCGGACUGCGGCAAGAGUUUCAAGACGGCGGAUGUCCUGGAGACCCACCGGCGGUUGCACACGGGCGAGAAGCCCUAUGGCUGCUCCACAUGUGGCAAGAACUUUGCCUUGUUGUCUAGGCUACGGCAGCACCGGCAGUUGCACACGGGCGAGAAGCCCCAUGUCUGCUCCACCUGCGGCAAGAGCUUUGCCUUCUUGUCGGGGCUGUGGGUGCACCAGCGGGUGCACAGCAGUGAGCGGCCCUUCACCUGCUCCGACUGCGGCAAAGGCUUCAAGUCGUCCAGGGAACUGAAGGUGCACAGGCACGUGCACACCAGCGAGCGCCCCUACACCUGUAGCGACUGCGGCAAGGGCUUCACCCAGUACAGCGGCCUUCAGAAUCACCAGCGCACCCACACCGGCGAGCGCCCCUACACCUGCGCCCAGUGCGGCAAGGGCUUCACCACCUCCACCAGGCUGCUGAUACACCAGCGCUCCCACACUGGCGAGCGCCCCUACACCUGCGCCCAGUGCGGCAAGGGCUUCACCUGCUCCUCCAACCUGCUGGUGCACCAGCGCACCCACACCGGCGAGCGCCCCUACACCUGCGCCCAGUGCGGCAAGGGCUUCACCAACUCUGGCUCCCUGCAGAGUCACCAGCGCACCCACACCGGUGAGCGCCCCUACACCUGCGCCCAGUGCGGCAAGGGCUUCACCCAGUAUGGCAGCCUGCAGAAGCACCAGCUCACCCACACUGGCGAACGCCCCUUCACCUGCGCCCAGUGUGGAAAGGGCUUCACCCAGUAUGGCAGCCUGCAGAGGCACCAGCUCACCCACACUGGCGAACGCCCCUUCACCUGCGCCCAGUGUGGAAAGGGCUUCACCCGCUCCGCCACGCUGCUGGUGCACCAGCGCACCCACACCGGCGAACGCCCCUACACCUGCGCCCAGUGUGGCAAGGGCUUCACCCAGUCCCCCAACCUGCUGAAGCACCAGCGCACCCACACCGGCGAGUACACCUGCGCCCGUUGCAGCAAGGGCUUCACCAAUUCCAGCAGCCUGCAGAAGCACCAGCGCACACACACCAGCGAGCGCCCCUUCACCUGUGCCCAGUGCGGCAAGGGCUUCACCCAGUCCUCCAACCUGUAUAGGCACCAACGCACCCACACCGGCGAGCACCCCUACACCUGUGCCCAGUGCGGCAAGGGCUUCAUCUGCUCCAUCAGGCUGCUGUCCCACCAGCGGGUUCACACCGGUGACCGUCCAGUCCCCAGCCCGACAAUCAUGCACUCGUACUAUUCGGCGGUCUCUGUGUCCACCUACAACAUUCUCUGGGGCUCUGCUGCCAUUUACAGUGUGAACGGGCGCUCGCCAGUGUGGGUGCGCCGGUGCUCCAACAGCUUUUUAGAACUGGUGAAGCCCUUGCCGCAGUCGCUGCAUGUGUAG